Symbiodinium natans is the source of this 1125-nucleotide messenger RNA. Lineage: Eukaryota; Dinophyceae; Suessiales; Symbiodiniaceae. The record is from the annotation of a GenBank genome assembly.
AUGGUGAACGCCGCCCCAGAGACGAAUGAGGGCAACGAGGCCAACGAGGUCAACGAGGAGGUGGCGGCGGCGGCUGCGGAGGAAGUGCCAUCCGGCCCAAGCGGCUCAAGCGAGAGUCGCCUUCCGCUUCAGCUUAGCCGGCUCCCGGCCGACAAGCUUCUGAAAGUCCAUCAGGCGCUCAUGGAGCUUCAGGAGGCAGGCUUGAGUGAAGUGCCUGACCUCUCAGCUCUGUCGAGGGUGGUCAAGAAGAAGACGGACGCUGGCAAUAACGCGCGCCUGCCGUUUGAGGACCAUACGUCCGAGUACAUGGGAAUGACCCUGUGGGCAUGGACUCCCAAGCGCUGGUUUGAGAACAUCAACGGGACGGGCAAGGCAGCAGGAGCGAAGUCCGAGGCAACUGAAGAGCAAGCCGAAGACAGCCUCCCACCAGAAUCAGCAGACCUCCAGACCAAGUUCGACAAGCGCAUCGCCUCCUGCGAGAAGUGGAACGAAAACCAGGUGCUUGAGAAACAUAGAAUCGACAUCGCCGCCUUCCGCAACUGGUUUGAAGCAAUGAAGAAGGCGACUGAUGAGGUGCGGUCUCUUGUGCACAUGGAGCCCAACAAGACGCAGGCCGGCGACGGCGUGGAGGUGCUGUUUGAAAAGACGGCGUCGGUUGGCGGCCCGCGCGUCCUUCCGAAGGUGAAGGUGGGCGGCAUGAAAGAAGAUACGGGUCCGGCUUUCGGGGCCUCGGGCGGCCCGAGCGCGAAGGUGCCAGCGUCGGUCGUUUCUGUGCAUCUCGGUUCAGAAGGAUGUGACGUGGGUCAUCUGGCCUGGCAGAAGUACUUGUCGGAGCACCAGCUGGAUGGAUCUUGCCGUCCGAAGGACAAGAGCUUCUACGGCUGCAGUGCGCCGCUCUUCGCCGAGAGCACAACUGGAAGGUUCAUCCCCAGGGCGAUUUUGGCUGGAUAUGAUGGUGGACGGAUGGACACCAUCAGCCAGGCGGGCAUCUUCGCGCCGACUUCCUUCCUCACAGGGAGCAAGCCCGGCGGAACUUGGUUAGAUGGGCAGAAUGAUUCAUCUUUCUGCGACGAGGCGCUUGAUGCCGUGGUUUUACGGAACUUCGAGCGCCCGGUGCAAAUGUAG